AUGUUUGAGGAUAGAUAUUUAGAAACUCUUGGAUAGCAACUGCUUAUGACUAAAGUUGUACCAAUAAUAAUAAAUCCAAAAAAUAUAUUGAAAUCACUUUUAGCUGCAGAGAACAAGUUAGAGGAAGAACAUCUCUAUAAAUCUAUUUGUAGAAAGUAAGAACUUUUUAUAAAUAAUUUGAAUGAAGAAAAUAUGAAUGUAAUUUUAAGCAUAUGCAAAUUCAUAAAAAUUGAAUUCACAAAAUAAAAGGAAGGUCGAAGGGAUGAAAUUAAAUAAGGUGUUCUAAAAUAAAUAGAAGUAGAAUGUAUAAAUUGGCCUCAAUAUAAUAAUCCUAGAUGGUCUGAGUAUUUAGAAUAUUUCAACAGUAUAAGUAUUAAAUUUAUCAAUCACACUUACAUGCUAAUAGAGUAGAUAUUGAUCGAUUUAACUUAAAAAUGUUUUGUUUGUGAAGAAUUCCAUUAAUAUAUAACUGAUAAAUUAGAACAUUGUAUGGUUGUAUUGUCAAUGGAAAUGAGCGAUUUUGCUAGACUAAUUAAUAGUGAACCAUUUUAUUGGGAACUAAAGAAAUAUUUCAACUCUAUAAUCCAGAAUGUUCAUUUAUAUAUUAAUCGAACAUCUUUAUUCUGCAAUACUUAGAUGGAAUAUUUGAAUGAAACUCUAACAAAAUAUCAUGCUUUAGCUAAUAUUAGAACUUAUUAAAUAUUGCAAUAAGAAACUUCUUAAUAUAUUAUAGAAUAAUGUCAUUUAUCUUUAUAGGAAAUGAUAUUCCAUAGAGUAGAAUUUGAGAUUUUCGACAAAGAUUUAGUGAAAUAAGUUAUAAGAUACUUUUAUGAAUAUAGUCCAUUAAAUUUAGGAUUAUAUGAAAUGUCCACUUUAACGAAAUCUUUUUAGGAGGCUAUUUAGAUGUAUUAUAUUUUAGAUGAUGAGUAUUUUUUAAUAGCAGAUUUAGAUACAAAAUUAUUUGCUUAAGAUGAGGAAUGCUUAAAAUAUAUGAUUUAUUUAGAGGAAAAGCGAUUACGAUAAUAAUUAGGCAAUCAAUCAAUUUUAAAAGGUUCAGUUGGUGCAGGUUUUGGUUGUUUAAUUGUAGAUAGUGUAGAUCCUAAAAUUCCAUGGGAUGAAAAAUUAAAAAGAGCUGGUAUAAGUACUGUGGCAACAGGAUUAUUAGGAGCAGCUAAGAGAAUACCUGUUGUUGGAGUAAUUUUAACAUAGGCUUUAUUAUUUUAUGCUAUUAGAAUUUAAACUAACAAUAAAGUUAUAGAUAACGGUGAAAAGAUUAAAAAUAUUGCUCAUUUAGGAGUUUAAAGUUCUUUUGGAGUUGGUUCAGCUAUAGCUGGUUAAAUAUUGAUACCAAUUCCAGUUUUAGGUGCUCUUAUUGGAGGAACUGUUGGAGGAGUAUUUAUGGGUUUAUAUAAUAAAUUUAUUAUUCCUAAAACAAAACCAUCUAUUAAAAUUAUGAUCAAUGAUUUAAUGAAUAGAUAAUAUCCUGAUGGAUUAUUUGAAUAUGAUGAAAAAGUAUUGAAAAUUAUGAAAAUAAAUCAAAAACAUUAUUUUAGUUUGAAACCAGACAAUUUAGAUGAUUGUCAAUGGCUUACUAUUCUAAUGGUUUAUAUGAUAAAUGAAAUUUAUUAUUUAUCAAAUGUUUAAGGUUUAGAGAAAAUUAAUGAAUUAUAAUAGUUGAUUGAGAAGAAACCCAAAGGAGUUAACAAAUUGAUUAAAUAGAUUAUAGAGAUUGACACUGAACUUGAAUAAUAAGAAAUUAUGAAUGCUAAAAUGGAAAGAUCCAGAUAUUAUAUCCAAUAAUAAGACAUUAAUACCUUAUAAAUAGUAGAUAAAAUUGGAGAAUUUAUUAAUGGAAUGAUUGCCAAUUUUAGAUUAUGAUUUAAU
Messenger RNA from Paramecium sonneborni, 1884 nucleotides. The record is from the annotation of a GenBank genome assembly. NCBI's taxonomy places the organism in Eukaryota, Ciliophora, Oligohymenophorea, Peniculida, Parameciidae.